AUGGACGGGUUUCGAAGAUUCGCGGAGAAGCUGAUCAACGACCCGCUGAAUCGUCUGCAAGGCGGCUCAGGAGGAGGAUUUUACGACCAAGAGCCACCAUCGCCUGCAGCAGCAGCCACCAGUCGCAGGCGGCCAUGGGGACCCAACGGCCCUUCCAGCGGCCCUGCCAGUGCCAGCGGCAGCAGCAACGGCGGCAGCCGGAGCGGCAACAGGGGCGGGAUUACCUUCGGAGGAGGAGCGCUGAAUCUAGGCGGAAUCGGUGGAAUCGGGGGAAUUGGAGGGCUGGGAAUGGGGAGCGGUGGUGCGGAUGGUGGUGCGGAUGGGGGUAGCAGCAGCAGUGGUGGUGCUAAUAUCGGUGGUGGCGGUGGCGGCGGUGGCGGCGGUGGCGGCGGUGGCGGUGGUGGUAGUUUCAAGAGUUUUGGCACUGGAGGGUUCAUGGGGGGACCUGGUGGGUUUUUAGGAACUGGAACAGGAGGAGGGGCCUCCUUUUUCAAAAACAUCCAACGGUCCUUAUCCAUAGCCGCGCCUGAUCGUGGCCGUCCGCCUCCCGCCCCCACCCCUCGCGUCCCCUCCUCCCAUUCCGCCACGUACGAAUCUCCCCCUAUCCGCGGCCAGGCUCCCCCUUCCUAUGCCGCUGCGUUUGGGGGGAGAUCAUCAGGAGGAGCAACGGAGCUUCAUAUAACGCUGGACGAGAUUCGGUUUGAGAACCAGAGCAGCAGCAGCAGCACCGGUGGAUUUGGGGCAAUGGCCAGUGGUAUUAGUGGUAGUGGCAGCGGUAGUGGUGGUAAUGGUAGUGGUGGGGAUGGUCGUUCUGGUAGCACUGCUAUCGUCCGCACCCAGUCCGCCUCCUCCCCUGCCUCCCCAGGUUUCAGCGUCCUCUCUCUCUUCACCUCCCCGCCUCAAACUAACCACCACAACCAGCAUCACAACAGCCAUCACCAGCAGCAGCAGCAGCAGCAGCAGCAGCAGCAGUCGCGUCUGUCUCAGCCCUCCCCCCGUUCCACUGCUGCUGACGUCAUCUCCUUCUUCACCUCCCCCUUCUCCCUGGGCCCCUCCGCCUCCCCCGCACCUCUCCCCCGCCAAAGCUCUGCAGGAGGCGCCUCCCCCCUCCGCAGGUCGUUACCAGGGGGGGUGGUAUCUCCUGCGCUCUCUGGGGGUGGGGGAGGUGUGGGAGGGGGAGGGAUCGGAGGGCUGUGGGCUAUGGUGACGCGGACUAGCAGCAGUGGGAUUGGAGGGGGAGGAGGGGGGCUGGAUGACGUGGCCGAGUCCCUGCCCUUAUCUGCCACGUCAUCAAUGAACACGUCACUGGGGAUCCUAGCUGGCAUGUCGUCGCUGCGACCCGUCCAGGCGGAGCAGGCAGAGCCCUUAGAUGCGAGCUUUUUCGAGGAAGUGAGUGUAUGGGGAUGGGAUGGGGAGUUGGGGGAGUUGUGGGGGAGGGUGGGGUUUCCAUGGGCAUGGCGUUGGUGUGUCUGCUGGGCUUGCGUGUGGCGACCCGUGCAGGCGGAGCAGGCAGAGCCCUUAGAUGCGAGCUUUUUCGAGGAGGACUUUGACCCUGUCCGCUGUGCGUUGGAGGAGCUUCCAGACGAACCGCUCUCGUUGCAACACCUUGGAACACAGUGUGGCAAGCGGCAGCUGCAGCUGGAUGAGGUGUCGGAACAGCUGGCGACGCAAGUGAUGAGUCACCACGAGGAAAUGGUGCAAGGAAUGAACCUCUUCGCGGAGCUAGAGAGGGACCUGCAAGUGCUCUAUGUCAUCUGCAGGAAUACGCGGCGGCUGCUCAACAGUGCACGCAAGGACAUCUCAAAGAACCUGGUGGUGUCCAACAACGUGCAGAAGAAGCGCAUGGCCACGAGCAUGAUUCCAGUGUUGCAGCACAUGCAGCAGAUAGCACAGAUGAAGGCGCACCUGCAGCAGCUGGUGGAGGGCGGGCACUACCCCGCCGCCCUGCAGCUGUGCUCACGCUGCCUCGUGCUCGUGGAGCAGAGCAGAUCGCUGUGGGCGAUUGGAGACAUGAGCGGCAGCCUCGAGGGGUGGCUGGCGAGAGUGGUGGACGAGGUUGAUGCCAUUCUCUUCACAGUCUGCCGCCGCUACAACCCUACCGCCUAUGCCACGGUGCUCGACUCAUAUGCAGUGAUGAACGGGCUGCCAGCCCUGGCGGAGAAAGUCCACAACUUCUUCUCCCAGGCCGUGGUGUCCGAGACGUAUGAUAUCCUGCUGCAGUUCGUGGAACAGGGAAGCACAGAAGACGACGCCAGAAGAAGCAGAAUGGCAUACAGUGAAUUAUGUGGGCAGCUAUCAGACCGUUUCUUCUUCCUCUGCCUCAUCCGCACCAUGGAGCUCGUCUUUGAGCUCAUGUGCUCGCACCACGUCAUGAUGACCGCCCACCACCCGUUGCUCAAAACGGUAUCCGCUCCUCCUCCUCCUGCCGCUCCGCCCGCUGGCCCGCCCUCUGCUCCACCCUCCACUGGUUCGAACGCAUCUCAAGGCACUGCAUCAGCGGUCCCCAUCGCCCAACCCACCAAUCCAUCCAUGCCUCCUCCCUCCGCCACUCAGCCAUCGAAGCUUGAGCCAGCGAGUGCAAGCAGCAGCACGACUGGCAUUAACAAUGCAGCAGAAAGGGGUGGUGGUGAGAGCAGGGCGACUGGGGAGAGCAGGGCGAGGCCGUCAGCAGCCAAUGAGCUGAUGCCAGCUGUCCCGUCGCCGGCCAGUGAGCUGUCGCCAGCUGUGCGGGAGGCGGCAGCAGGAGCAGUGAGGGGCGCGUUAGAGAAGGGCAGGAAGGCUGUGUGGGAGCUAGCUGCUCGAAGGGUGGCGGCUCUGCUGUCUGCUCCUCCUGUGUGCUCCGGCACAUCAGAGCAGUUCCUGCAGAUCCUGUGCUUGGUUGAAGACUUUGUGCUGGCAGGGGAGGCAUUCACACAAGCGGAGGCGGGGAGUCUGAGGGCCAAGAUGGGUCGGCAGUGCGACCAGUUCUUCAGGAACUACCACCGACAGGCACUGGAGUCUGAGGGCCAAGAUGGGUCGGCACUGCGACCAGUUCUUCCGGAACUACCACCGCCAGGCACUGGAGGUGCUGCGGAUGAUGGUGGAGAGGGAAACCUGGCAGCCUCUUCCCCCGUCCUCCCAGCAAGCCCCCAUGGUGCACCAUCUCAUCUCCUCCCGCUCCACCCUUCCGCCCUCUCCCCCCUCGGUGCCCUCUCUACUCUCUUCGCUCUGUCUCCUCACCUGCAGGUGCUGCGGAUGAUGGUGGAGAGGGAAACCUGGCAGCCGCUGCCGCCGUCCUUCCAGCAAGCCCCCGAGGUGCAAAAUCUCAUCUCCUCCCGCUCCACGCUCGCUCGCACACCCGCCAAAAUGCUCACUAGCAUCAUGAAAGGGGUUGGGAGCGGGUUGAUGAGGAUGCGAGAGGAAGGGGAAGGAGAGGAGCAGGAAGAGGAGGAGGAGGAAGAGGAGGAGGAGGAGGAGGAGGAGGAGAACUCUUUAUUAGGCCGCUCACAGAGCGAUGGAAGGCUGGGGAGCCAGGGUAGGAGGCGGGCUGGCAGUGGGAAGGAGGGAGGCGGAGGGGUGGGCGCCGGUGGGAGCAAAGGAGGGAAGGGUGUGAAGGGGGUGAAGGCAGGGAAGGGGGAGGAGCAGGACUUUGCUGCCACUGCAUCUGCUCUUGGUGCUGUCAGGUUAAUGGACUAUCAGGUCACUCUGCUGUUCUCUCUGGGACCCAUCUCAGCUGACGUCAUCAUGUCCGUGUGGCAGCUGUUCGACCUCUAUCUUAUCACCGUCUUUCGCAUAUUUGGCCAUCGGGAGGCCUUUGCUGCCCUGCGAUCCGCCGACCCUGCCGCCGCCCACUUGCUAUCCCCCAAGCUACGCGCCGUGCUCACCAAGAUUCUGCACAAGUUUGAAGCCAUGGGCCUGCGCCCUCUCUCUCCGCCCUCCUUCUCCGAUGCUGCUGCCUCCGCUGCUGCUUCGGCUGCUGCUUCCGCCGCCGCUGCUUCCGCCGCCUCUUCUCUUGAUUCAACUAUGGGGGCUUCUGCUGCUGGUGUUGCUGGUGGUGCUUCUAAGGGUGCUGGUGCUGCUGCAAGGGGUGGUGGUGCUGCAAGGGGUGGUGGAGAGGGGAAUGGGAGUGUGGCAGUGCGGCCAAGUCUGUUUGACGGCAAGACUGGCACCCGGGUUCUGAUUUCCUCGUCAAACUUCUAUGCCCUCAGGGAGCGGUGUGUGGCGAUUGAGUCGCUCCUGUGGCUCUCCCACGUGGUGCAGGCAGCACGGCAGCGCUUCCUGUCACACCUGCCCAAGGCGUCGUGGCCGCUGCUUGAGUCCUACACCUCUGAGACUCUGGAGGUGGUACCAGAGCUCUGUGAGCAUGUCAUGAGAACAGCUGCUCGGUUGCUAAUCAACUUCUCCAGCUACGCUGACAAGAUUGCAGCAGGGAGAUGGGAGUCCCAUGACGUCACGUCCUACCACAGCCCCUACGUGGAUGCUCUGCUGUCGGAAUUCCGCCUGCUGCUUCAGAGACUGAACCACCUGGGCAUCCCAGUCCAGGUGCAGCACCAAUUGGUGCAGUUUGCAAUGGAAGCAGUGGCAGACGUGCUUGUAGAGGGCUUCUCGCGAGUCAAGCGCUGCUCCAAUGAAGGCCGGGCGCUCAUGUCUCUCGACCUGCAGACGCUGAUCAACGGCUUGCAGCAGCUCACAGGGCGCCGCCCGGACAUGCAGAUAGUUGACACGUACAUCAAGGCCUUUUACCUGCCGGAGACAGAGUACCUCUACUGGGCUCUCAGCCAUCCUGUGGUGUCGCUGAUCAACCUGGUGGCGGUGAUGAAGGGGUGGAGGAGGAAGACCCGCGUUGACCUCAUUGACCGAAUUGACCUCCUCUGUGCCAUGCCGUGUGCCACUGUUCUCCCCCACUUGCAGGAGUAUUCACGAGCUCAAGUUGUCUGUCUGAUCAACCUGGUGUCAGUGAUGAAGGGGUGGAGGAGGAAGACCCGCGUUGACCUCAUUGACCGGAUCGAGGGGCAAGAGAUCAGAUGA
Molecule: messenger RNA, 5007 nt
Organism: Closterium sp. Naga37s-1
Lineage: Eukaryota; Viridiplantae; Streptophyta; Zygnematophyceae; Desmidiales; Closteriaceae
Source: the annotation of a GenBank genome assembly